AUGUCCGCCUUCGCGCUGGAGGAGACGCUGGAGGCGGACUGGGUGGCGGUGAGGCCCCACGCCUUCCUCGAGCGAGAGAAGCACAAGUUCGCGUUCAUCGUGGCCUGGAACGAGAUCGAGGGCAAGUUCGCCAUCACCUGCCACAACCGGACGGCUCAGCGGCAGCGCAGCGGCUCGCGGGAGUUGCGCCGGGGUAGCCCCGGGGGACAGGAGCACAGGGCCCUUGCCCAGGCUGGCGCCCCCGCGGCCCGCCGGACCUCGGCCUGCGGGGCGGACUCCAGCCCGGCCAGGAGCUCCUCGCAUCCCCGCGCGGACUCGCUGCUCCGGAGCACCGAGAAGGGCGCCGCGGCCGGGGCAGAGGCGAUACUGAAGAGCCCGCUGCGAACCAAGGCCAGUCCGGUCCGGAGGCCUCCGCGUAGCACGGAGGCGGCGGCGCCGAGCCCAGCAGGUGCGGCCGAGGAGAUCGAGGUGCUGGAGUUGGUGAAGGAUGAGCCCGCGACCCCGCUGCUCUUGCUGCCGGGACCCGUCCAGCAAGGUGCCGAGCCGGCCGCAGACGCGGACUCCUCGGGGGAGGAGUGCAGCUGGGCCGGCCUCUUCUCCUUCCAGGACUUGCGGGCCGUGCAUCAGCAGCUGUGCUCGGUGAACUCGGAGCUAGAGCCCUGCCUGCCCGUCUUCCCUGAGGAGCCCUCGGGCAUGUGGACGGUGUUGUUCGGGGCCCCGCAGCUGUCCGAGCAGGAGAUGGACGCGCUGUGUUACCAGUUACAGGUUUAUCUGGGCCAUAGCUUGGACACCUGCGGGUGGAAGAUCCUCUCCCAGGUGCUCUUCACCGAGACCGACGACCCCGAAGAGUACUACGAGAGCCUGAGCGAACUGCGGCAGAAGGGCUACGAAGAGGUGCUGCAGCGGGCCCGCAAACGCAUCCAGGAGCUGUUGGAAAAACACAAGAAUACAGAAAGCAUGGUAGAGCUGCUUGAACUGUAUCAAAUGGAAGAUGAAGCCUACAGUAGUCUUGCAGAAGCCACCACAGAACUGUACCAAUACCUACUACAGCCAUUCCGAGAUAUGAGGGAACUUGCAAUGCUCAGAAGACAGCAGAUCAAGAUCUCCAUAGAGAAUGAUUACCUAGGCCCCAGGAGGAUUGAGAGCCUACAAAAAGAAGAUGCAGAUUGGCAGCGCAAAGCCCACAUGGCUGUCCUUUCUAUUCAGGAUCUUACUGUUAAGUACUUCGAAAUAACAGCCAAAGCACAGAAAGCUGUGUAUGAUCGAAUGCGAGCAGAUCAGAAAAGGUUUGGUAAGGCAGCAUGGGCGGCAGCAGUAGAACGUAUGGAAAAGUUGCAGUAUGCAGUUUCUAAGGAGACUCUGCAGCUGAUGAGAGCUAAAGAAAUCUGUUUGGAGCAGAAGAAACAUGCACUGAAAGAAGAGAUGCAGAGUUUGCAAGGUGGUACAGAAGCCAUAGCCCAUUUAGACCAGUUGGAAGCGGAUUAUUAUGAUCUACAGCUUCAGUUGUAUGAAGUGCAGUUUGAGAUUUUGAAGUAUGAAGAGCUGCUGCUGACCGCACAACUUGAAAGCAUCAAAAGACUAGUGUCAGAGAAGAGAGAUGAAGUGGUAUAUUAUGAUACUUAUGAAAGUAUGGAAGCCAUGCUUGAAAAAGAAGAUAUGGCGACAUCUAUACACUUACAAAGAGAGGAGCUGCAGAAGUUGCAACAGAAAAUCCGCCAGCUGGAAGCAAGGCGUGGACGCAUUUCUGCCAAGAAAGCUUACCUCAGAAAUAAAAAGGAGAUCUGUAUCGCAAAGCAUAAUGAAAAGUUCCAGCAGCGCCAUCAGAGUGAAGAGAAAUACAGAAUGCAUCAUACUGUGCAGCUAAAGCAAGAUCAGCUGCAAGAUGAAGAGGAAAGAAAGAGCUCCUGGGUUAGUCAGGAGCGACAGAAAACACUGGACAGACUUCGCACGUUUAAACAGCGGUACCCUGGGCAAGUAAUACUUAAAUCAACCAGACUGCGACUGGCUCAUGCAAGAAGUAGUAGUACACCCAGCUCAGUGCCCUGUGUAGAUCAACCUCAAUCUCUACCAGUAACCACACAGAUCCAAAAGAAAACUGAGGAGGUGGAAUCAGGAAAAGUAAUCCAGCCUUUCCAAACCCAGGAGCCCAGAAGCUUAGAACAACUUGAAGAUAGUUCGUUACCUCCCAAUGGCAUUACCUCUGAACUGUCUCAUCAUGCUACUCCUCCACUUCUUGCCAGUAAUGAGCUUCAACCAGAUACUGUUACUGUAGUUCCACUUCCGCCUCCUUUGCUGCCACCACCACCGCCGCCACCACCACCACCUCUGCCUAUCAAGGAAGAUUCUACUGAAUCCUUAGAGAAAAGUGACAGCCCUGUUAAACAGGAGAGUGAGGAUACAGGAGUCCCACAGUCUACCACUGUCCCAUCAGCACAUCUUUUUGAUAGCAGUCAGUUAGUCAGUGCCAAGAAGAAACUUAAGAAGACAGAUCUAGAGGGUUUACAAAGGAGGAGAGUGAGUUCCCCAAUGGAUGAGGUGCUGGCUUCCUUGAAGCGUGGUAGUUUUCACCUAAGAAAGGUUGAGCAGAGAAAUCUCCCUCCUUUCCCUGAUGAAGAUGACAGCAAUAACAUCUUGGCACAGAUAAGGAAAGGGGUGAAACUGAAGAAGGUGCAGAAAGAUGUUCUGAGAGAGUCUUUUACAAUUCUGCCUGACACUGACCCUUUAACACGUAGCAUCCAUGAAGCACUGCGAAGAAUUAAGGAGGCAUCACCUGAAUCAGAAGAUGAAGAGGAGAGUUUGACUUGCACAGACUGGGAAAAUUAA
Emys orbicularis (European pond turtle) is the source of this 2823-nucleotide messenger RNA. RefSeq names its product junction mediating and regulatory protein, p53 cofactor (gene JMY). The transcript has 10 exons. Gene Ontology annotation, biological process: positive regulation of apoptotic process; intrinsic apoptotic signaling pathway by p53 class mediator; Arp2/3 complex-mediated actin nucleation. The record is from RefSeq and is a predicted model, not a curated record. The coding region runs from base 1 to 2823 and encodes 940 amino acids. NCBI's taxonomy places the organism in Eukaryota, Metazoa, Chordata, Testudines, Emydidae. Gene Ontology annotation, molecular function: actin binding; Arp2/3 complex binding; transcription coactivator activity. Gene Ontology annotation, cellular component: nucleus; cytoplasm.